This is a messenger RNA of Fusarium oxysporum Fo47, 789 nucleotides long. RefSeq lists its product as uncharacterized. The record is from RefSeq and is a predicted model, not a curated record. The transcript is spliced from 2 exons. The coding region runs from base 1 to 789 and encodes 262 amino acids. NCBI's taxonomy places the organism in Eukaryota, Fungi, Ascomycota, Sordariomycetes, Hypocreales, Nectriaceae.
AUGCACUUUGAAAGUUCAGGAACAACGAAGACGGAGACCCUUAGAAGCACUGAGCCAACAGACGAUUGUGUCAAAGACGGCGUCAAAGCCGUUGCUUCUGAGGCCGUCAAGCGCAGGCAACGUCUGUUCAUGGUGACAGGCGUCAAGAUAGCACGUGGUUCAGUCGGCUCAUUCUCCUCCCUAAGGCGUGUUGGGGGCGGUGCACGAGCUGGAUUUGGUGGUGAAAGCUUGGGCGUGCCAUUCGAUGGCGGACCGCAGUUCACCAUAUCCAGGGAUAUCUACGACGAAGAAACACAUGGCGAGUCGUCAGAUUUUGUCUUUGCAUACCGUGUCCGCCGGAUCGUUUAUCCUAAAGGAGGGUGGGAAUCGAUGCAGGCGGGAUCGAGCAUUGUGAAUUAUGGACGAUGCAAAACGGACGCGGGAGCGUCUGUUGCCAUUGGACCGAGCGCUUGGCCUUUCAACUCAAGGCUCGAGUUUUCUGAAUGCGAUGAGGCUGAGAUACCAGGUCCUCUGUUGGUCGUUUACCCAUCGACAUGGCAAGACGUAUGCGAGAGCGAGAGCAAGGGCAGUGUGCAUGACGGAAGAACUGAACACAAAGUGGCAGUGUUUCCGGAAGUUAGUGACUAUGCUAGGUCUUCAGGGGCAGGAAACAACGUUUCCUCAGAAAUCGAUGGGCCCAUACUUGGGGAUGAUCGUUUCGUGUUGGAGGAGUUCGGGCAUGAGGCCAACUUAAUACCUUUUGUUGACGACAGUUGGGAGGACGGUCUAUUUAUCUCUUUUCGCUUAUGA